AUGCGCCUUGAUGCGCACGGGAUCAGAGUUGCCUUGCACUGCGUCAACAAUAUUGGGAGCUGCGCCGAGAGUGAAUACACAGAAGCCAUGGACUGGACUCAUAUCACAUCUAAUACAACAGAGCUACUUGAAGGUACCGCGAGCUAUCGCGUUGUCGUGUCCUCGAUUCUGGGACUUCUAGUAAUCUGUUCUGUCUUCGGUAACGUUUGCGUCAUUUCAGCGGUCGCGCUGGAAAAAUCUCUUCGGAGUGUCACCAACUACUUAAUAGCGUCUUUGGCUGUCACGGACUUGCUGGUGUCGGUCUUGGUUCUGCCUCUGGCAGCGAUGUACCAAGUGUUGAACAAAUGGACUCUUGGGCAGAAAACGUGCGACAUUUUCCUGUCUCUAGAUGUGCUCUGCUGCACCACGUCCAUUCUACACCUGUGCGCAAUAGCGCUGGACAGGUACUUGGCCAUAACGAACCCGGUGGACUACAUGAACAGAAGAACCCCAAAGCGAGCGGCACUGGUGAUUGCUCUAACGUGGCUGAGCGGGAUUAUUGUCGCACUACCAACUAUGUUGCGAUGGAGGGACACGGAACAUGAUCCUGGUGUGUGUACGAUCAGUCAAGACCUAUUGUACACAAUCUAUACAAUCUUUGGCGCGUUUUACAUACCGCUUGUUUUUCUGUUGGUUGUUUAUUUCAAGAUAUUCAAAGCAGCCAUGUUCAGAAUAAAGAAGACGACUAAAAAGUCGUUCGGUGUGAAGGAGAACAUAUCAGGGAAUAACUCCUCGACAGGUAACAUCCCGGUUACGCAAUCGGCGUUGGAUUUAGAUGGACUAAUUCGCGCCAACUGCGAAGCCAAGCGAAAAGCCGCAAAAGCGCGGGAACGCAGAACAGUGAAAACCCUCGGCAUAGUCGUGGGGGGCUUUGUCCUGUGUUGGUUGCCAUUCUUCAUCGUCACUUUCCUCGUGUCGGUCUGUAAAUCCCGUUGCGCGGUGCCGGUCGGGGUGGGCGCGGUGAUCAACUGGCUCGGCUAUUCCAACUCUAUGCUGAAUCCAAUAAUAUACACCUACUUCAACAAGGACUUCAGAAACGCCAUCAAGAAAAUACUUCAGUGCAAAUAUUGCACCCCGAGACUAGCUCAGAAUUUGUUACCCAGAACAGAGUGUUAAUAAUUGAGAUUGACACUGAGGAGGUAAACGCGUGAAGAGAAAACGUUGAGGUCUCGAUGGAAGCUGUCCAAAACUUUACGCAUGGGCAAGGGCUGCGCGUUUGUGCACCAUGGACCGACAGUUACCACAAUGUUAUUUUACCUGAAUUCGGGAUUUCUUAUUUAUGUUGGUGUGU
Messenger RNA from Engraulis encrasicolus (European anchovy), 1330 nucleotides. Its product is annotated as 5-hydroxytryptamine receptor 1A-like. Bases 1 to 1155 code for a protein of 384 amino acids. Gene Ontology annotation, molecular function: G protein-coupled serotonin receptor activity; dopamine neurotransmitter receptor activity, coupled via Gs. Lineage: Eukaryota; Metazoa; Chordata; Actinopteri; Clupeiformes; Engraulidae. Gene Ontology annotation, cellular component: plasma membrane. Gene Ontology annotation, biological process: regulation of vasoconstriction; regulation of hormone secretion; G protein-coupled dopamine receptor signaling pathway. The transcript has a single exon. The record is from RefSeq and is a predicted model, not a curated record.